CAUAUAUUGAUGUUUCUCAUGUUUUUGGCACUUUUUUUUUCCCCCUUUUUUAAGGAAGUUUUUACAACACGUGUGUAUCAUGCUGUCGUAAGCUUUUUGAAAAAAUCUUCGUCACCAAGCAUCCUGGCAAAGAACUUCAUUCAUAGACAGUGAUGGAUCCGUCCUCGUCCUCAGAAGCUAAAGAUCUUUUAUGAGGACAGCAGUCUAAAUGGGGUCAGUUGCCUUCUCUUGAAAAGAAAACAUGAAAGACUUCUAUUUGUUGACUCGGUUUACAGUCUUUGUCAUGGCAAACUUCCAUCGCUUAUCGACUUCUUCCCCCCCUCCAACUGCUCUAAACCUCUACCAACGAAUCGGAAGGACUAGCCCAACCCAUACCGCAUCAUCCAUGUCUACCACCAACAAAUGGAGCAUAGCUGAGGACCAUACAUUGAUCUCUAACCCCUCAAAGCACGACAACUAUCGUACUGGAUACCCCAGAUCCACUGUUAAGUUUUUUCUUUUCUUCCAUUGUAUCUCUAUCAAUGAUUGUGUAUUCCCUUGAAUUCUUGAUAUCUUAGAGCUGACAACUUUUGGUAACAUGCAGUAAGAAUUUUCCUUGAAGCAUGGACAAAAAUUGAAGGAAACUAAGAAUGUGUUAAGAGAAGUAGGAAGAGACCCAUUUGAAGGUCUGGUCAUGAUCGAUGCUCUCCAACGCCUAGGCAUCAACUACCAUUCCAAGAGGAGAUUGGAGCUGUUUUACAUAGCCAAUAUGUGAAUCGCAGUGCAGGUCGUUAUCCUCAACGUGAUCUUUAUGAGGUUUCUACUUGCUUUCGACUGUUCAGGCAAAAUGGUUACAAUGUGCCUACCAGUAGGUGUAUUUUCUUCGAAUCAACGUCAUUGUAAGCUGGAAAACAACGAAACCCAAAAAUCUCUCUAGAAAGCAUCCAGAAUAUUGUGUUAGGACUUGGCAUCUUUGCGUUUAUUCUGGAUGGAACUCACUCUACCAUUCAUAUAUAUAUAUUUUAAAAUUCAUAGGUUAAAAAAUGAGUAGUGUAUUCGCCUAAUGAUGAGUAGUAAAGAGUUUAUUGGUGUUGGAACAGAUGUGUUCAAAAACAUCAGGGAUAAGGAGGGAAAGUUCAAAACAGAACUACAUGCGGAUACAAGAGGGUUGAUGGGUUUAUAUGAAGCCUCACAGCUGAGCAUAGAAGGAGAAGAUAUUCUUGAUCAAGCAGCAGAAUUUAGCGCCCAACUCCUCAAUGUGUGGAUGACAAAUCUUGAUCACCAUCAAGCCAGAGUCGUAGGUAAUACGUUAGGGCAUACUUAUCACAAGAGCCUUGCAAGGUUUAUGGCCAAAAGCUACCUUGGUGAUUACAGAGGCCCCAAUGGAUGGGUAAAAAGAUUACAACAACUAGCAAAACUGGAUUUUCAAAUCGUUCAGUCCGCACCCAGAAGGAAGUACUUCAAGUUUCCAAGACAAUGGAAGAACUUACUCUCUUCACAGAAGCAAUCAACAGGUAUGUAUUUUUCUCAAUAUUGUCUGUGGUCUCCAGUUUUUUCCCAGCUCAGCAAUGUAAAACAAUUACGAGCGCUAUCAGGUGGGAUAUUGCGGCUGCCAAGCAACUACCCUGCGAAAAACGGUAUCAUCACAAUAUUACCAACUAUCAGCAAAUUAGCUGAUCAAAAAAGUGGUAAUUUUGCGUGAAACUCCAAAUGCAUUAUCGCUAACAGAGAGCUGAUUUUGCAGUAGGCAAGUUUGUGCAAUGUGUUCUUAGUUGAAGUGAAAUGAGUUGCUUCUGGGCAGAUGCCAAAUGUAGAAGAGUACUUGAAGAACGGGAUUAUCAGCUCAGGGGUUCACGUGGUGUUGGUUCACACAUUCUUUCUCAUGGGUCAUGGUAUUAACAAGGAAAGUGUCGAUAUAGUGAAUCAUAAUCCAGGAAUUAUAACUUCUGUAGCAACAAUUCUUCGUCUUUUGGAUGACUUGGGAAGUGCCAAGGACGAGAAUCAAGACGGGCAUGACGGAUCCUACGUCGAGUGCUACAUGAAGGACCACAAGGGUUGUUCAGUUGAAAGCGCAAGAACGAAAGUGAUUCACAUGAUUUCAGACGCAUGGAAGCUGUUUAACCAGGAAUGCCUACAUCCAAGUCCAUUUUCCACAACUUUCACCAAGGCUUGUCUUAAUACUGCAAGGGUGGUUCCUCUGAUGUACAGCUAUGAUGACAAUCACAGCCUUCCAAUCCUUGAGGAGCAUAUGAAGUCAAUUCUUGACGGAAGUGUGUACUUGUAAAAUUCAAGAAAAAUAUAUUAAGUCAACUUGAGUAGACAAUACUAAACUCCUAAUACUGGCUGAAAUAGAGUGUGGUAGGCCAAACAUAACGACUCAGAUUGGACUCCCUCGGGCACGGUCCGAGCCCAAGAUGGCGCUUAGAUCCAACGUCGCCGGAAGGGCACGCUUGGCAGUAGACCAAGCUCAGAGAAAGGUCUCAUCCCAUCGACCCGAUGCCUCGGCCGCAAGAGGAAUUAUCCAGCUCAGCCAAAGAGUGGGGCUUGUAGAUGGCCCCACCACUUCUCCGUCUCUCCGAGCCUUCCGCCUAUGAGCUCGGCUGGAGAUAGGGCUCGGCCCAUUUCCAAUACCACGCUCCACCCCAUGCGCUGAAGCGGUUAUGCCAAGAGAUAAUGAUUGGUGCACAUGGGGGUGCCAGCUAACACCAGAAACGGUUACCAGAUCUCAUCGGUGACAUCACAAUGACGUCAGCCGACCCAUGCAAGGCACAUGACCGUACUUGGAGAGCAAGCCACGCAGACUCUAUAAAUACCAAGUGAAGCAGCCCUAAAGAGGUACGCACAAAAUCUCACACAAAAGCCCUAGUCUCUUGCUUUGCUCUCUGCACAUUCUCAUCCUUUCGCCGGAGGGCUUUGCCGGGCAACCCCGGCCAGGUCUUAGUCGUGCGUUCACUGUGUAGGUUAGGGCAAGUAGGCUAGGUAACUCUCAAACCAACUGAAGAAGAGCUUAGACCAAUGAUCAACGGGCCACACAUAGAGAGCAGUGAUAUAUAAAAUAAUUAACAUGAUGCUAAGAGAAGUGCAAAUGCUCUUCCUUACCAAUCUAAUUGAAUUGCGGCUCAAAUUGGAGUACAAUUUUGGAUUCAAAAUUCAAAGAAAACAGUACAACAUAUUUCCAGUUUUCGACUCAAGAUUCAAAGAAAACACUACUACAUUGAAAAAUGGGGCUUCCUUUGGGGGUACUGUUUUUGGAGUUUGAGUAUUUCCUAGAUGUCGGAGUGCUUAUUGGGGGAGGCAAGGCGUUGGAUUGCAUCAUAGUGGGCCUUGGGCUGCAAUGGCCGAAGCUGUAGGAGUUGAAGGCUUUCUUGUAUUUGGCGAAGAGGGUUAACAUGUUCAGGGUUUUACUUGCUCAGUGACCAUUUCACUCAAGGUAGGCCUCAAUGUGGAAGAAGCAGAAGCGGAAGGAAUUUAAGUGGCUUUUGCGUCAAUCUCAGCUAUGGCAGAAAAUUUUCAUACCAUUAAUCAAGAUGAAAAUCAAGUUACAUAAUAAGCUAAAGAUUAUUUCUAACAAACAACAGAAAUCCAUUUAAGUAACAUACGAGAAAAAAUUUAGCUACUCAUCUGAAGGCAUUUCUAGCUUAUAUUGGAAGUAACUUUUUGACUUGCCAAGCUCCACAAGCUCCUUUGCUUCUUCUACCUUUGACUCCUUAACCAAUCCAUCUACCACAAGUUGCAUCAUCGACACCCCAGUAUUACACUGCCGAGUUAUAGCCUCCUUGCACAACUCCAGAGCGAACUCAAACUCACCCUCUUUGCAAGCAAAGUUGCCAAGGAUUCGUAAUGUCACUGGAUCCGGGUAACAAUCAUUCUUUCCCAUUUCCUUAUACCA
Molecule: messenger RNA, 3868 nt
Organism: Rhododendron vialii
Lineage: Eukaryota; Viridiplantae; Streptophyta; Magnoliopsida; Ericales; Ericaceae
Product: probable terpene synthase 13
Exons: 3
Coding region: 1043-1681 (212 amino acids)
Molecular function (GO): terpene synthase activity
Source: RefSeq, a predicted model, not a curated record